AUGAUUGCGAGUAAGGUCAUCGGGGGCAUUGUGGGCGCAUUAGUGACGAUACGUUACGGGCUCGGCCUCUACGCGUGGCGCGUCAGCGAGCUGCUCGAAAGACCCAAGUACAGCGUCGUCGAGAAAUUGCCUGGAGGCGUCGAGAUACGAAGCUACGACGCUUACGUUGUCGCCGAGGCGACGAUGAAAGGGACGCCGAUGAGACAAUCGAUGGGCCCCGGGUUUGGAGCAUGCGCCGGCUAUAUAUUUGGUGGGAAGAACCGAGUCCGAGGCGUCUCCUUGAAGAAGACGUCUCGGAGCAUGAGCAUGACAGCCCCAGUGCGCAUGGAGACUUCCGAGCGUGCCACGAAGGUCUCGUUCGUGAUGAGCGCCAACGAGACGGUCCGGUCCCUACCUGUGCCGACCGAUUCGUCGAUGGCGCUACGGCAGAUCAAGCCGCACAUGGUGCCGACUCGGUGUCAUCGACUCAAUCUGGGCGCUCGCGACGACGUCUUUCGAGAGCGUGGAUUUCCCCCAACGCCAUCGACGCGACAUCAUCUUGCUACACAGGCCGCCUUCGUACGUUUCUCCGGUAAGCCACCAUCAGAGCAGCGCGUCGCCAAGGAACGGGCAAGGCUCGAGGCCGCGCUGGCAAAGCACGGCUACGAGGUCCGCCGCCCCGAGGAGACGCUGACCUACGGCUACCACGACCCAUUCGCUACGCCCAAUUUGUUGAGGCGCAACGAGGUCGGGUUGUACGUGGCGAAGAGGCGUACGUGGACCGCGUAG
This is a messenger RNA of Pelagomonas calceolata, 768 nucleotides long. The record is from the annotation of a GenBank genome assembly. Lineage: Eukaryota; Pelagophyceae; Pelagomonadales; Pelagomonadaceae.